Myotis brandtii (Brandt's bat) is the source of this 1094-nucleotide messenger RNA. RefSeq names its product proteoglycan 3-like. Gene Ontology annotation, biological process: immune response. The record is from RefSeq and is a predicted model, not a curated record. The transcript has 6 exons. The coding region runs from base 197 to 976 and encodes 259 amino acids. NCBI's taxonomy places the organism in Eukaryota, Metazoa, Chordata, Mammalia, Chiroptera, Vespertilionidae.
CCUUGAUGAAAACUUUGAUUCUGAGCAGCCUCGGUUUCCUUGCCUGUAAUGGGGCUUGUGGAGCAGGCUAGAGAGAACCUUUGGGAACAGAAGCUAGAGGAGCUUGGUCUCUGCCAUUGGACUGUCCAAGACCAGCUCCCAGCUCUUCCCCACACAGGCUCUGGGGUCGAGGUGCCUCCGCUUCUUCACCUGCAAAAUGGGAAUAGCAAUAGGAACACAUCAUGGAGCUGCAAGGAUUGGAGGCCGUGCAGACACAGUGAGCAGACCCACGGCGGGAAGUGAAGCCGUGUCCCUGCCACAAGAACGAGUGAAUAUGAAACUUCCCCUGCUCCUGCUGCUCCUCCUGCUGGGGACAGUUGCUGCUCUUCAUCAGGGGAAUGAUGCCCCCUAUCCUGACAGCCAAGAGUCACAGGCAGACCUGAGCCAAGAUCUGGAAGGCUCUGGGGAGCAGGAGGGAGAGUCAGUCCUGACUGAGGAGACGAUUCAGUCUGAAGGAGAGCAGGUGGAGGCUUCCAGCUGCCAAGAUGCCUUUGAGGAUGAAGAGGCCAUGGAGUCGGACCCAGGUGCCCUAGAUGAGAACUUGCAGUGCCCCAGGGCAGAGGACACAGUGGAAAUGCUGGGCAGUCCUGGAUGCAAGACCUGCCGCUACGUGUUGGUGCGGACCCGCAGAACAUUUAGAGGCGCUCGGAAAGUCUGCAGGAGGUGCUACAGAGGCAACCUCGUGUCUAUCCACAACCGCAGUGUCAACUAUCAACUCCAGUGCUUGGCCAGUAAGAUCAACCAGCAACAGGUCUGGAUUGGAGGCAAAAUGAGUUUCUGGUACAGAAGGUUACACUGGAUUGAUGGGAGUGCUGUAAAUUUUAGUAACUGGGCUCAUCAUCAUGGGCGCGGCCGCUGUGUGACCCUAUGCACCAGAGGAGGUCGUUGGCGACGAAAAUGUUGUAUAAGUCGCCUGCCCUUCAUCUGUUCCUACUAAGCCAGUGGCCUGGAAGAGAUCCUGCCUGGAGCCCCCUCCCUACACCCCUCCUGGAAACCCCUGGCCCACCCUGGGCACUGGGAUGGACUCCCAGCAUCUCCUGUAAUAAAGUCAUGUU